ACUCCACCCACCUCCGGCCUGCUCACGCCAGGUCACACCCACCUCCACCUCGGGCCUGUUCUUUCUGUCAAUCAACGUACGACCACGCCUACCAAACGCUGCUCUGCUGUCGAUUAAGCCAAGUCACGCCCACGCCGUGCCUGAUCUUGCUGUCAAUCAACGCCAGGCCGCGCCCCUCUCGUGCCUCUUACACAAACAGCAGCAGUUCGAGAGAGUAAAUAGAGAAAAGAUGGCGGAGUUCAUUCAGCUCAACAAACCCACGGAACCGAAACCAGCGUCCCAGAACCGCGAGCACCACCAUCAUCAUCAUCCUCCACCACCACCGGCCAAAAAGAUACGACAUGAGGAGAAAAUCUUCAAAACCAAGAAGAUGAACGGAGGUGCGGAGCAGCCGAUCCACAGCAACAAACCCAAGAGCAAAAAACCCAAAACAGAGAGAGAUAGAGACAGAGAGAAAGAGAGUGAGAGAGAGAAAGAUAAAGAGAGGGAGAAACAGAAGAAAAACUACAAGCUGGCAGCUGAAAAUCACCUCGGUGUGAAGAAGGAAAACGGCGAGCUGAAGUUACCGCAGAGAGAACACCCUGUCAAAGACAAACAGAAAGAGAGAGACAAAGAGAGCGAAAGAAAGAGAGAGAGAGAAAAGGAGGAGAAAGACAUGAGAAAACUCCAGCUCAUGAUGGAGAUGAAGAAAGAAAACGGGGAGGUGAAGAUCAUGCAGAAAGGUGACCGAGAGAAGCCCAAGAUAAACUCAGCUGAGGACCUGCUGAUAAAGAGGGUGAAGAAGAAAAAGAAAAAGAAGCAUAAAGAAGGUGAAAAGCGAAAGCGACCCAAGAUGUACAGCAGAUCCAGUCAAACAGUUUGUUCUGAUCGUCUGUCCAGCUUGAUGUCUGAUUCUGGGCCGGAAUUCAAGCAUCCUCUUCCCGCCCAGCAGGGCGGCGCUCUGUCCUCCAGUGGCAGGAUGAAGCAGGAAGAGGGCUGCUAUCGAAGCUCGAGCGGUGCCGUCUCGGAGGGCGUGGGGAAAAGUUCCCAACUGCCUGGACUGGACCGGCUCGAAUUUGGCCGGCUGGUUCACGUGGAGCACCAGCCGAACGGCGGCGCCCUGGUGGUUCACGCCUACAGCAGAGAGCUGUCGGUCCUGUCUUCUGUGGAGAUGCAGAGAUUCGCACAGGAGUUUGUAAAGUUGGCAUUUAGCGAGGAUCAGGAGGCAGCUGCCAACUAUGUGAUGGGCAUAAUUCAUGGGGCCGCCUCGUACCUCCCUGACUUCCUGGAGUACUUCUCUAGUAAGUUUCCCAAUUCGCCUGUCAAAAUGGAAAUUCUGGGGAAGAAGGACAUCGAGACGACUACUAUGGCAAACUUUAAUGCUCAGGUUAAGAGGAGUUACUCUCACGGGACGUACCGUGCCGGGGCCAUGAGACAGAUCAGUCUGGUGGGCGCUGUGGAUGAAGAAGUGGGCGAUUAUUUUCCAGAGUUCCUUAGCAUGCUGGAGAAGUCGCCCUUCCUGGAGCGUACACUUCCAUGGGGUUCUUUCUCAAGUCUGAAGCUAAGCAGUCCAGAAGAGAGUGACGACGGGCCCAUCAUGUGGGUUCGGCCUGGAGAGCAGAUGAUCCCAGUCACAGACAUGCCCAAGUCUCCUUUCAAACGGAAAAGGUCGACAAAUGAAAUUAAGAAUCUUCAGUACCUGCCCCGAACCAGUGAGCCACGCGAGAUGUUGUUUGAGGAUCGAACCCGAGCUCACGCCGACCACAUCGGUCAAGGUUUCGAACGGCAAACGACUGCAGCUGUAGGUGUUUUGAAAGCUGUCCGGUGCGGUGAAAGCCCUGAUCCUCCACGCAUAACCAAAGACGUGAUCUGUUUCCACGCGGCUGACUUCAACGAAGUAGUGCAAAGACUUCAGUUAGACCUGUACGAACCACCCUUGUCUCAGUGUGUACAGUGGGUUGAUGAUGCGAAACUCAAUCAGUUACGGCGAGAGGGCAUUCGUUACGCUCGUAUUCAGUUAUACGACAACGACAUUUACUUUAUCCCACGCAACGUAGUUCACCAGUUCAAGAGCGUGUCAGCAGUGUGCAGCCUUGCUUGGCACGUCCGCUUGAAGCAGUAUCACCAGGACGCAGAAGACAACAAAAUUCGAGAGGAUCGUGACGAGAAGAUCCAGCAAAUCAAGGAGGAACCACUGAGUGAGAAUGCAAAAGCUGAAAACACAGACUUCAGAGCUUCGAGAGAGAUGCCGAGCGGACCCCCAAUAAAGGUGGAGUGGGUCGAGGCGCUCCCCGAAAGAUCGCCCAAAUGCCCACCCAGCAGCAACAGCCUGACUCCGCCUCUUUCCACCAAGUCUGACGGACAGUCCAAAGUGCACCACGUAUCAGAAUGUUUUGGCAAUCCCUCACAGCCCUCGACCGCCGCGUUCGACGCGUGCUCUCGUAGCUCCGCGGCUGGUCCGUACACGCCUAAACAAGCACACACGCCGACGAAACGCGUACACGCCUCGUCAUCCAAAUACUUCCAUUCUCUCUCCUCUGGCCCCAAACCAGGACACUCGCUCUCGACGUCAACCAAAUUAACUCACUCUAGUAACACGACCAAACCGACCCAAGGUAGUAACAUAAACAAAACAACCGCAUCUAGCAACGCAACCAAACCGAUUCACUCUAGUAAUGCGACCAAAUCCAUCCACUCUAGUAACAUGAUCAAACCGACUCACUCUAGUAACACAACCAAACCGACCCACUCGACCAAACCGACGCACUCGACUAACUCAGUCAAACAUUCGCACUCCACACUACUAACCAAACCCAGCUCUAAACUGAGCUCUGGACUGUCAAUCAGCUGGAGUGGUCCUCCCCUUGGCCCGUCCCCGACAGCGUCCCCUCUGAGGCCGGACCGACCUCGAGACUCUGUGCACCCAAAGGUCAUGAGAACGCAUGAACCACACAAAGACUUUUUAUACUGAUUUGUACAGAAGAGUUUUUAAAUGGCGACACUUCUUCUUUUAAUACUGUACAUUUCAACUGUUUGGUUUUCUUUUAUAAACCAGGAACUGCAGUUCAUCUCAAUGAAUUUAAAGAUCUGCCUUUGGUGAACACCACCUUUGUCGAUCUCUCUCUCUCACUCUUUUUAAUAACUUCUCUCUAUUUCUCUCUCUUUUCCUGUUACUGGUUGCCAACGUGGCAAAUGAUGUAGCUCGUAACACGUUACUCAGUGCCUGUCCGUAACUGUGAAAUAUGGAAGCACUUCAGCUCGGCUGCACACUGAGAAAAUACUACACAAAUUCAAACAGGUCCUUGAUGAAUAAUAUAUUUUCAGUUGUAGGCUUUAGUCAGAGCUGACAUGAACAUAUAUAUUUUUUGUAAGAUGACAGAAUUCUUUUUAAAGACUCUAUAGGCUUUUCCGUGGAGCUUAUUUAUAUGGAAAGGUUUCUUUGGUUCUGUUUGAUUUAGUCAGCACUGUAGAGUUUCUAAAGGAAAUGUGUAGUGUGAUUUAUACUGAAAUAAGAACCUGCUAAUAAAAGGUUCUGUCUGUUG
Molecule: messenger RNA, 3521 nt
Organism: Paramisgurnus dabryanus
Lineage: Eukaryota; Metazoa; Chordata; Actinopteri; Cypriniformes; Cobitidae
Product: lysine-specific demethylase RSBN1L-like
Cellular component (GO): nucleus
Source: RefSeq, a predicted model, not a curated record